Molecule: messenger RNA, 793 nt
Organism: Paramecium sonneborni
Lineage: Eukaryota; Ciliophora; Oligohymenophorea; Peniculida; Parameciidae
Source: the annotation of a GenBank genome assembly
AUGAGAAAUUCAACAUUAAAUAAACUAUCGGAGUAGAGAUAAUAAGGAAAGAAUUCUUCAAAUCUGUCAGAUUUGACAGUCUAAGAAUCUAGCAAUUAUCGUAUGAGAUUUACUCCUUUGAGCUCACCAUCUGCAAGACAUAAAGGAACAAUCUUAGUGAAAAGUCAUGAAACAAUUGUACUAAAUAUGUUGUCAUCCACCCAUAGACAAAUAGAUUAACCUUUUAAAGUUUGUUAAGAAUGUAAUUCUGAUUAUGGGAUUGUACAUCAAUAUUGCAAAUGUAAAGGAAUCACAUAUCAUGAAAAGUGCAUUUAGGAUACGGCUAGAAGAAAUGCAAAAAAAUAAAAAGAAUAAGCAUUUAUUUGUAAAAAUGAAUGCUCUUAUCCAUUCCAAAUAGAAGGAUACUAUAUGUAUGAAAUGGUGUAGAAUUAGGAGAAACAUUAAUCCUAUUGGAAAGUGGCUCAUUUUUUCGAUAGUGAUUGUCUUUCUUGUGUUACUUAUCUUGGCUAUUACUAUUUUCGUACUUCGAGAUAAAUUGAAUAAUAUACAUGUAAUCUCAAUCGUGAUUGCAAAAAUUGUGCUGUUAAUUUUGAUUACUUUUUUGCUAAAUAAGCUCAAGCUCAAUUAUUAUAAAUUAUACUGGCAUCUCAAACCUUCCUUGAUUAAUCGAAAACAAGGUACUCGUCAUAAAUAAAUUGAACUAUCAGAUCUCUUGCCUUUUAUUCUGUCUGAUAGAGAUUCAAUUAUUUAUUCACCUGAAAUUAAAGAAGAAGAUUAAAUUAUUGAAUAAUGA